AGUGUCAUUUUCUCACAUAUACUUCACAUAAAAGACACAACCAUACACUUAAUACCUUGCCAUCUCUCUCUUUCUCUCUCUCUCUCUACAACUCCACAACUACUCCUAACUCACCAUAGAUUAAGCAAAUCUCAUCUCAAGAAAUCUUGAGUGGGAAACAGAAAACCUUCAUAACCAUCUUUAGAGCUUAGAUCACAUAAUAGAAACAAACCAAUCACUGUUUUACCCUCACAAGACCACCAUACCAAAGGUUUAACUAGAACCUUCAAGAUUAGAGCAAGAACAAGCUCUAGGUCUUCUUGUCUAGUCACUAGUUCAAGACUUCAAGUCUUGAACAUUUUGGUGAUCCAAAGAGAAGUGAUUUUGGUAAGUUGAAUGGAGCUUUUUCCGGCACAACCAGACCUCUCUCUUCAAAUAAGUCCACCCAACACCAAACCCACUUCAAAGACUUGGAGAACAUCAUCAACACCAACUGAUCAAGACCAACACCAUGAUUUGGAUUUGGGAAAUUUGUGGAAACAUGCCAAAAACACACAACAUGGCUCAACAAGAAGCCAUGAACCCUCUUUUGGGCUAGCUUUAUCAAACCCUGGCUCGACUCACUCGACUCCUUCCGACCUAACCCACUUCCACAAUUUCAUCUCUCGAAACACCAACAUGGCCACAUCGAAUAUCUACCCCUACCAAAAUCACCAAAACCAUCAUCUUGGGAUUAACUCAGAUUUAGGGUUCUUGAGACCCAUAAGAGGGAUUCCAAUUUAUAAUUACCAGAAUACCCCUCCUAACUUCCCAAUACUUUCUCAUCCUCAUCAGACAAAUCAACCUUUGUUAAAUUCUUGUACUAAUUCUACCACUACAAGCUCUACAAUUUAUGACAAUAAUAUGAACAAUAUUGUUAGGUCAAGAUUCUUGUCUAUGAGGUUCCCUUCUAAGCGUUGCAUGAGAGCACCGAGGAUGCGGUGGACUACUACCCUUCAUGCUCGCUUUGUCCAUGCUGUUGAGCUUUUGGGUGGUCAUGAAAGAGCAACACCCAAGUCAGUACUUGAGCUAAUGGACGUCAAAGAUCUUACUUUGUCACAUGUUAAAUCUCACUUGCAGAUGUACCGAACCGUGAAGACAACUGACCGGGCAUCAACUUCUUUAGGGCAAUCUGAUAUAUACGAGAAUGGUUCAUCUGGCGAAAAUUCUGAUGAUAUGAUGUUCGACACAAGUAAAACAAGAACGGCAGAAUUAUCAGUUGAAAAUAGAGGAAGAUCUAGUGAUCACCAGGAGCAAGACUAUCAGUAUGGGCUAUGGAGCAAUUCAUCUAGGGAAGCUUGGUUGCAUGAGGAACAUAGAGAUUAUGAAGGAAACAUACCAUCUCUUGAGAAGGAAAUGAAUUCAAAAGUUCUUCAUUAUGAGAGAUUGUCAGAAGUGAUCUCAUCAACUCCCAAGAAACCCAAUCUGGAGUUCACAUUGGGAAGGCCACAUGAGUGACAUGUGAUAAUGAUCAUAUAUUGAAAGAGAAUCAGGUACCACUGCAAAAAUUAGGAGAGAAAGGAAAGUAAAGGAAAGAAAAAGAAAGCUAAAGAAAGACAAGGAGACAGGAACGACAAAAGCAACGAAGGGUGGAGGGUUUGUAUUGCAUGUCCUUACAUUUUCAUUAUAUUCAUGGGUACGAAGAUAUGAAUGAAAUCCAGUUAACUUUUCUAACAUCUGUUCUGAGUAUAUAUAUUCAUUAUGAAUGAAAGUUAACGUACAAUAUUCAUUAACGUACGUUAUAAAACUUAAAACCCUAAUCACACAUGUUGAAAAACUAUAAAUCACAUAUGUUGAAAAAACAUAAUCACGCAUGGUUAUGGUUUUUCAACAUGCGUGAUUAUGGUUUUCAACAUAUGUGAUUAUGGUUUUGAGUUUUAUAACGUGUGUAAUUUUAUAUCGUACGUAUCGUAUGUUAAGGAA
Messenger RNA from Helianthus annuus (common sunflower), 1941 nucleotides. RefSeq names its product probable transcription factor KAN2. Bases 376 to 1476 code for a protein of 366 amino acids. NCBI's taxonomy places the organism in Eukaryota, Viridiplantae, Streptophyta, Magnoliopsida, Asterales, Asteraceae. Gene Ontology annotation, biological process: regulation of DNA-templated transcription; abaxial cell fate specification. Gene Ontology annotation, cellular component: nucleus. The record is from RefSeq and is a predicted model, not a curated record. The transcript has 7 exons. Gene Ontology annotation, molecular function: transcription cis-regulatory region binding.